AUGAGAAGCUUGGCUGAGCUCAUUGAACUUUCUCAAGUAGAAAGGGACCGCACCAGACCCGUGUCCGUCAAGGAUAGAUAUCGUCUUUGCUAUAACUUGGCGCUUUCUGCCUAUUGUCUUAGCAGCGCGGCUUGGAGACGACUUCGCUGGUGCAAGCGAAAGACUUUUGACGCAAACGUAUUCCUUCACCAUGACUCGACGACAGGCAUCAUACAUGACCCAACAGAAGCAUAUCUCUCCUGUCCUAUUGAAGCUCCUUUGCCACAGCUUGAGGCGGGUCCAGACUUGAAGUGUGAUUUGAAUCUAUUGGAACUGGGCAAAAUUCUAGUCGAGGUCAGAUUCUGGAGAAAACCAGACGUCUUCAGCGAAGCACAUGGUCGAUCAUGGGAAGAAGGAAUUCGAAGGCAAUUGGGACUACUGAUUACAGACCACCCCGACUUGCUCGACUCCGAAAGUCCCUUUGUCGAUGCCAUCAAAGCGUGUCUUAGUUACGAGGGCAAGGUUGCUGCGAAAAAGAAAACCACUCGCGAAUUUUUGACCUUUUUUGAGGAACACAUUCUGAAGCCACUAUCGAUAUUGUUGCCUGAUUGCCCGGGCGCAGAGGAACCAAAAGAAGAUUAUCUGUCCGACGUCGAGACGCAGCGCGAGCCACUCACAGCGCUGCCACAUAAGAGGGAACCAGGACCAAAGAGUGCAAGAGCAAAGGAGUUCAUGUCAAGAAUGCAAAAGUUUGCAAUCUCGUACGUGAAUCCACUCUCUGUCAAGUCAAGAACGCCAUUGCCAGAGGAUCGAAGCAGAAAGGUUCGUAUAGCGGUCAUCGACAGUGGCAUAUCUUCAAGCGACUCGGAAAUCCGAAUUGCGCUGCGCGACUCAGAUAUUGGACUCGGGCUACGUGACCGUAGAAUCGCAGGGCUGCGCAACUUUUGCGGAACCAGUGUUGAUGAUUGCGAAGACUACCAUGGCCAUGGAACAACGGUUGCCAAGAUAUUGUUGGAAGCCGCCCCCCAGGCGGAAAUUUACAUUGCAAAGGUGACCAACUCGUCGACUGUUUCAGACGAUGAGUUGCACAAUGUACGCAAGGCAAUCAAUUGGGCCGUUCAGGUUUGGGAUGCCGACAUUAUCAAUCUGUCGCUAGCGAUGAGGGUAGAAUCGCGCGACAUUGAUGAAGCGCUGUCGCACGCCUUGCUCCCAGGCUCCAAAAUUAUCUUUGCCGCCGCACACAAUAAUGCCGGCCAUCACGAAGGGCCGUCGUGGCCAGGCAGAAAGCUUGGCAUCAUUGCGAUUCACUGCACCGAUGGCGAUGGCCAGCCGCUGAGCACAAACGCAAGUGUUGGUCGCGAAGACUACUUUGCGACUUUGGGGCUCGACAUACCCAUCAAGGAGCAAUUUGCGACGACCAAGUCGCAGUACGUCUAUGCCUCGGGCGUUUCGUACGCGACGCCCAUUGCGGCCGGCAUCGCGGCCAACAUGCUCGAGAUUCUGCGGCACGAGGCAUCGCAUAGGGUGAAUGACGUCAAGAAGUGGUUUUAUAAUGGUCGAUAUAUGAAGGUGCUCUUUAAAGCAAUAAGCCAGAGAGAUCAUAGGUGUUGCUUUGUCCAACCGUGGACAUUUUGGCACGAGAUUAUCAGUGUCUCUCCGAGGUACAGGGACGUGCAGCUCAGAUCUGGGGACGAGAGAAAUAUUAUACGAGUUUUGGAGUUGCUGGCUGCUUGA
Messenger RNA from Beauveria bassiana ARSEF 2860, 1713 nucleotides. Its product is annotated as Peptidase S8/S53, subtilisin/kexin/sedolisin. Gene Ontology annotation, molecular function: serine-type endopeptidase activity. Gene Ontology annotation, biological process: proteolysis. NCBI's taxonomy places the organism in Eukaryota, Fungi, Ascomycota, Sordariomycetes, Hypocreales, Cordycipitaceae. Bases 1 to 1713 code for a protein of 570 amino acids. The record is from RefSeq and is a predicted model, not a curated record. The transcript is spliced from 2 exons.